This is a messenger RNA of Volvox carteri f. nagariensis, 1015 nucleotides long. RefSeq lists its product as uncharacterized. NCBI's taxonomy places the organism in Eukaryota, Viridiplantae, Chlorophyta, Chlorophyceae, Chlamydomonadales, Volvocaceae. The annotation marks the transcript as partial. The transcript is spliced from 6 exons. The record is from RefSeq and is a predicted model, not a curated record. Gene Ontology annotation, molecular function: metalloendopeptidase activity. Gene Ontology annotation, biological process: rRNA processing.
AUGCAGCGCUGUUGCCGGUGGCGGCGGUGGUGGCAGUGGAAAUGCUGGCGGUGGCGCUGACGUCACCGCGCCAUUUCCGACGUCCGCUGUAACGGCUACAGCCAGUACCACCGCUAGCAGGGCGACAGCUGCCGCCGCUAACGCAGCUGUAGCUACGGAUCGUGGCAUUGACAGCGCCUCGAGAAGCAGCAGCGGCGGCGGCAACGGUGACGGCGCCGCUAGCGCUGGAAGUACGACAGCGUCUGGACUGUCGUACACAGGUUCCGACACGCGGUCGCUGCCGCGGCGGCCGCGGACACGGGAGGUGGCGAUCGUAGCGCUUGACCUCGAUGGCACUCUCCUGGACAGCCGCAGCCGCAUCCUGCCCUCCUCCGCCGCGGCUAUCCGCGCCGCGGUGGCUGCGGGGGUGCUGGUGGUGGCGGCCACAGGAAAGGCGCGUCCAGCGGCACUGGCGGCGGCGGCCUCUGCGGGUGGGGAGGGGGGAGAGGGGUUCUCCACUUGCCGGGGCGUAUCCCUGUGUGCGUUUCUGGGUGACACAUGCGCUACACCCCAACUAACUAACGACAUUCGGGAGCUUCAUACCACCUACUAUGAGCCCCUCGCGGAGGUGGUUCAGUCGGCGGCCUCGCUGUUGACCGGACCUCCUGUACGGAAGCUUCUCUUCAUGACCGACCCUAGUACGGUAACACAAGAGCUGCUGCCGUACUGGACGAAAGAACUUGAGGGAUCCGGAGCACAAGUUCUGCAGGCUGUCCCCAAUAUGUUGGAAAUUGUGCCGUCUGGGAUCAACAAGUGGGCGGGUGUACGGCGGUUGUUGGACCACCUGGACCUACCGCCGUCCGCCCUGAUGGCGGUUGGCGACGGCGGCAACGACCUGGAGAUGGUGGCGGGGGCGGGGCUGGGAGUAGCCAUGGGCAACGCUGUGCCGGCGGUCCGGGCCGCUGCUGCGGCGGUGGUGGCGGGGCAUAAUGAGGGCGGUGUGGCGGAGGCGUUUGAGCGUUUUGUACUGCCUUGA